ACGCUUCUUUCAACAGCAGCAACAGUUGGUCAGACACCUCGGUAGCUGAGUAGACAAAAUAGACGAACUAGUAGAGCUCUUUAGACGCUUUAAUGUAUAUUAACCACUGUGUUUUACACCCACUUCUGUCGUCUAGUUAGUUAUCCGAUUGAAUUUCAUAUCUACGGUGGUGUUGUUAUUAGUCAGCUAGCGGGCUGGUUAAGUUAGCAUUAGCCUAGUUAGCUUACAUCCUCGACCAUGAGCUCACUAAGCUACUCUCCUUCUGCUAAAGAAGAGGGUGUCUGCUGGACGGAAAAAGAUGGACUGUGGAUGAACGUUGUCGUGAAAGAAGAGGAGGAAGAAGAGGAUUUCUCAGUAAAACAAGAAGUAGAUGGUGAGGCUGUUACAGUGAAAGAAGAAGAGAAAGACGUUUCAGUGAAAGAAGAGGAAGAUGCGUUCAGAGUGAAAGAGGAGGAUGGGGAGAUGACUGUCAUAUCCAAAAAGGAGGAAACUGGAUUUCUGGGCCCGGUUUGCCAAACGCAUCUUAAGGCAUCCAAUGGUUCUAACGAUGAACUUAGCCGUAAGAUGGUUUUGAGAAAACGGCCCCUGAUUAACACUAGAGAGAGACGUGACAAUCGUGGAUCCUCUGGGGAGCCUCGACAACCUUGUGAUGCUGAAGAGGCAGAGAAGAGUCUCUCCAGAUCAGAACACCUCAAUAAACACCCGCAGAGAUCCACAGGGAAGAGAACUCACUGCUGCUCUGACUGUGGGAAGAGAUUCACCUCAUCAGGCAUUAAAAUUCAUCAGAGAACACACACAGGAAAGAAACUUUUUAGCUGUGAUCAAUGUGGGAAGAGUUUUGGUCAAUCUGGAGAGCUGACAGUGCACCAGAGAACACACACAGGAGAGAAACCUUAUAGCUGUGAUCAAUGUGGGAAGAGUUUUACUACAUCUAGCACUCUGACUUUACACCAGAGAAUACACACAGGAGAGAAACCUUAUAGCUGUGAUCAAUGUGGGAAGAGUUUUAGUCAAUCUGGCCAUCUAGUUUUACACCAGAGAACACACACAGGAGAUAAACCUUAUCGCUGUGAUCAAUGUGGGAAGUGUUUUGGUAGAUCUGACCAUCUGGUAUCACACCAGAGAACACACACAGGAGAGAAACCUUAUAGCUGUGAUCAAUGUGGGAAGAGUUUUGGUCAAUCUGGCCAUCUGGUAUCACACCAGAGAACACACACAGGAGAGAAAUCUCUUAGCUGUGGUCAAUGUGGGAAGUGUUUUGGUAGAUCUGGCUCUCUGAAUCUACACAAGAGAACACACACAGGAGAGAAACCUUAUAGCUGUGGUCAGUGUGGGAAGAGUUUUGGUCAAUCUGGAGUGCUGACAUUGCACCAGAGAAUACACACAGGAGAGAGACCUUAUAGCUGUGAUCAAUGUGGGAAGAGUUUUGGUAGAUCUGGCUCUCUGACUCUGCACAAGAGAACACACACAGGCGAGAAAUCUUUUUGCUGUGAUCAGUGUGACAAGAGAUACUUUGAUAAAAGAUCUCUGAUCAAACAUCAGAAAAUGCAUACAUGAAGGAGUUAUUUCGUGAUAUCAAUGAAAAAAUGUCACAAUGUAGAAUGUUUUUAACAUUGUAGUAGGAGUAUUUUAAGGAAUUUCACAAUGUAGAAUCCUAAACGUUUGCCCCAUUCAAUUGAUUUCAGCAUGAUAUGGAUAUUAGCCUUUGGAAAAAUCCAGGCUCUGAAUUGAAAGAGUACUAUUUAUGUGAUUUAACAAAAAGUGACUAACACAAAAAGAGCUGUGUAACACUUACCAUGUUGGUGACCCACUUGAAUCAAAAUGCAACACUUCAGAAUGUAGCUAGCUGUUUUCUACAAAUUGUCCUCUAACCAGUGAUGUACACAUUAUUCCCAGAUUCCGUGUGGUUUUUGAGCUUUUAAAAGUAACAGGACGUGCAACCUCAUCUCUCUCCUCUCGGCACAAUGGAUUUCAACAUGAUAUCGAUGAGUGAUGACAAAUAAGUGUUGCGUUCCUUAGUUUAGCGACCCCUAAAUUUAAAUGCAUCACUCCAAUCUGUAGAUGACUGUCUUCUGCAGGUUGUCCUUUAACCAGUUAGGUAAAAGAUAUCUGAAAAUAAAAUAUCUGUUUUUUUUAGUCGUGUUAGUUUCAACAACCCUUACAACCUGAUUUCCCCCAAAAUCGAUAUCAGUGAAUUAUUGCUACUUGUCAAAACAACAGCAUUGCUGGUGCUUGUGCAGUUUUUAAGGAGCUUGUUUAAAUAAAUACAAGAUAUAUGAU
Messenger RNA from Oncorhynchus nerka (sockeye salmon), 2280 nucleotides. RefSeq names its product zinc finger protein 664-like. The coding region runs from base 238 to 1557 and encodes 439 amino acids. NCBI's taxonomy places the organism in Eukaryota, Metazoa, Chordata, Actinopteri, Salmoniformes, Salmonidae. The transcript is spliced from 2 exons. The record is from RefSeq and is a predicted model, not a curated record.